AUGGUCACUGUCACCACAAACUCCAGCUGUUCCUCUCCUCCCGGGCCCAGCUCCAGAGACCAUCUGUCUGGGUGGCUUCCUUGUGGCCAAGGAUGUCUGGGCAGCUCCCUGCAAAUAGGCUGCGGCCAUUCGCUGUGGAGGUGGCCCUGUUUGGGGCCUCUGUCCUGGCCCUGUCUGUCUGGACCCAGAGAUCCAGAGACACUCCCCCUGCCCAGGCGGUGUCCUUCCAGCACCCACAGAGGGCCCUGGGGGCUCUGCCUGGAGCCCAGGGCUGUGUGGGGACCCACCUCGGUGAGCCAGGGGAGCAGACCGCACUCAGCCUGGCAGACAAGGCCACCGGCUUUGGCCUCGGUCCUGCCCUGGGCUGGCUCCAAGUGGCCACUCACUGGGAACCAGGCCUGGGAAGGCUGGACACCACUGGACACAGUCCCAGCGUCUUCCCAGCCUGUGACCUCCUUGGCUCUCCAGUGGCCUUCUCUGACCCUGGAGAAUGAGCUGGCUCCCCCCAGCAGGAUCCAGGGUCACCAGGAGGAGCAGGAGACCUUGGGCAGCCACUUGCCCCAGUGGCCGGUCACCGCCAGAGAUUCUGGCCACAGCCUGCCCUGGCCUGUCGGCACCAAACUUCAGAUUCCCAGAGAACCACCCAGAGAGGGACGGCCGUGCCAGGGCCGCGGACACCUGGCUGCCAUCUUGGAAUCUGGAGCUGGUGACCAGCAGGCUUGGGGCCUCAGGGUCUCAGCGCUAGCCAUUGCCCCAGGGGACAGAGGGGCCUUGGGUGUUUGGCUUGGGGUUGCUGUAAAUAUCGCCACCCCAAACCACCACCAGAUUCCCUCACUCCAAAAAGUAGUGGUGAAUCCAGAAGCCCCUGGGGGUGGCCCCCGAGGGAGCUGGGGAGCAUCCGGCAGGAAGUGCUGCCGCCCUCCUCGCCCCCAGGACUCACCCCAGGAGAGCCCAGAACUGGGCACAGAGGACACUCACUGUGGUGCUGAGAGAGACCACUGUCACCUCCAACAGAACAGGGCUGGCCACCCGAGCUCUGCCUCCCCGCCUUCUCCCAGCAUCUUCUCCCUCCUCGCGGCCUCUAGCUGCCCCUGUAUCGCCAGGAAAGAGCAGCUCCCGCCUCCCGUCGGACCUGCCACCACCGCAGUCCUGUCUUCCUCAGAUGGGUCACAAGGGCUCAGGGGUGCUCUUGUGCCCCAGGACCUUUGUGUGUGCCUCUCUUCCAGCCUGGGGAGUGUCCCUACUUCAUCUUGAGGGCUUCAGUCCUGGGGCCGCCUGGACGGACGUAGGGGAUGGGCGUGAGGAUGCAGCCCGAGCGCUGGGCCCAGCUCCUGGCACAGGGUGGGCCUCAGGGGCCUUGGGAAUGAGGGCUGAGGGAGUGAGCGGCGUCACCCGAGGCGGGCCCUGAUCACGAUGCUCUGCACUUAAACAUGGGGAUCCCCGUCAGUGGCUGUGCACCAGGGUCCAGGUUCCUCGUCGGGAAGCGUGGCUGGAGGUCCCCAGGGCUGCAGCGGGGGCUACUCGGAGCCCCAGAGCCUGGGACAAAGCAGGGCUGGACACACGGGGAGGGGACAGGGUGCUGCCCUCUUCCUGGGGCAGGCUUGGCCUCACUCCCACGUUUCCCUGGCCAUGUCCCUCUGGCUGGACACAUACACGGGAUGCUUCAGAGGGCAAAAGCAGCCAAGCUCUCUCGACAAAGUACAAGGUCAGCACCUGGCAGACACCGAGGGCAGCCGCAGGGGCUCAGGCUCCGGGGCGUUGACAGGGACCCAGGUUGACCUAGGACCCCAGUAACGUGUGUGACAGGUGCCACUGCAGGACCUCAGUGAGUGUGCCACAGUCACUCAGCCCCAGGUGGCUACUGGGAUCCUCGCUGCUCGCUUUGUGGCCCGUGAGCAGGUGGCUCGGUGGCCGGGCUUUACAUUUCCCUUGACGGGUAACACCUAAAUAUAAACCAACAAAAGCCCAGCGUCAGCCCCUGCUCACUGCUCAAGACCGGGUCAGAUUCUCGGCUAAGAAAGAACUGGGUGAUGGAUUGGGUAAUGAUUCUUGGACACUGGAAGAAUCUGUCCUCAGUUUUCCGCGUUGGCGCUGGGUGGCUGCAGGGUGACGCACUCCCAAGCUCACCCCACCUUAGCGUCUCCUCUAAGGUGACGCUUGCCCAAGGCUGCGUGGUCAACAAGGCCAUCCAUCAAGGUUGGCCAAUUCCUUGGAGUCAAUACUUCUGCCGUGGCCUGUCACAAGCCACCAAAGUCCCUGGACAGGAUUGGAAGUCACUGAAGAGUGCCGGGCGGCUGGGUGUGUCUCCACCACGUAGAGAAGGGGUGGUGGCUCAGGGCGUAGACGCUGGUGAAAUGCCCUGGGCAGCCCCGGGCCUGGACCGCUGCUGGCCUUGUUUCAAUCUCAUGCACACCAUGUUGGAUUGUCAACCUGGGCGGGGGUCAGCAGUGUUCCCAGACGUCCUGAGAACCUGUGACCGCUUCCUUGGAGCUGGUCCGAACACACUCCGCCAGGAGGGACUCACCUCUGUUCUGCACAGCCGCCUCCAGAUCUCCACUGGUUCAGUUCCACGCGGCCAGUCAGUGCUUCCUCAGUGCGCCAGGCAGGGGUGGGUGGGCCAGAACCCCCCAGAGUGAGCCCAGGGACUGCAGAUGUGACAGGACCCUUCCGAUGGGGAACCCGAGGCCGGGGGAAGUGCUGGCCUGGCCUCUUGCUCUUCUGCCCCACAAGAGAACCAGGCAGUGCAGGUGACCCGCAGCCCUGGGCCCCGGGACUUGACUCCUCUCCUCCCCUUCAGGAUGGCAGUGGGCCCUUCUCCCUCCAAGGCCGGGUGGCCAGGAGCAGGAGUCCUGCUGAUUCCUGUCACCCUUGUACCUGGACACCACAGAGGGACAAGAUAGCCAGUGGCCAGGCCCAUGGGGCUGGCGUGAAGGGGAAGGGGCCGCAGGGUCGGAUAAGAGGAUGGUGGGGGGACCAUGGGGACUUGGCAUUUGCCGGGGCAGGUACACAACCCAGAUUGAGGGUGGACAGAGAGGAGGUGGCCCAUCCAGGGUCCACCAAGGCACGUUCUGGCCACCAGUGCUCUGAGGUCCCCAGAGAGGGGUGAGGGUCCCGGCAGCCCAAGGGACCCUGUGUGGGCUAGAGCAUGCCACCAGCAUAAGAGCACGGCCUUGCCUCCCGCUAGACGGGGCAGGGUGGAUGCAGGGUCAGCAUCAAAAGCGGUCAGGAGUCGGAGGUGGGUGUGUGACGGCCACGAACUGGGCCUGCCUGGUUGGCUCCUGCUCUGGGGUCCUGGGGCUGGGGGACACCUGCUGAGGAAACCCGAGGGGCCCAAGCAUCAGUGGGCUCCAUCUCAAAGCAGCAAGGGAUGCUGGGAAUGUCCCACGUGGCCCAAUAACGGAGGCCCAGAGAGGGUGCUCGUCACUCAGGUCUCAGUGCACAGCAGAGACGCUAGGUGGCCGACACAUACGUGGGACCGAGCCGGGACAGAGCGGGGCCAGGCCAGGGCUGGGCCAGGGUUGGAGGGAGCCCCGAGGGGCCGCGGGGAGAUGCCUGGGAGCCGUCUCCUAGCGACGGGCUUCCCGCCGCCCCGCGCGGGCCCCUUGCUCUGGGCACUGCCCACCCUGACACGGACGGCAGGGGCUGUUCAUUGCUCUUCUGCAUGAAUAAGCGCCAGGCCUCCUGCCAAUUGUUCCCCUCUUAAAAGGCAGCCCCCGCGAAAGCCCUUUUCAAGUGGGACCGCGCGGUGCCACCCAGGCCGGGCGGGCAUUGUUGUGAGCUGGGGUCCCGGCUCCGCGGCUGGGGUCGGGGGCCACACAAAGCAUCACGAGGGAGGCUUCGUGCGGGGCCCCAGCAGCCCCAUUUAUGAAUCUGCAAAACCUGAGCCACCGACUCCCGAGUGGAGACCCAGUGAGGACGGCGGCCCUGAGGAGGGGGCUCUGCAGGAGCAACUCUGGUCCCUCCUUAUACCGCUUCUUUUUUUGGGGGGGGGAUUGAACUCAAGGUCACUCAGCCACGGAGCCCAGCCCCAGCCCCCGACAGGGGCUUGCUGUGUCACUUAGCAUCUUGCUGGAGCUGAGGCCAGCUUUGAACUGGAGAUCCUCCUGCCUCAGCCUCCCCAGCCGCUGGGAUCAUAGGCAUGGGCCACCGCACCUGGCCUUACACUGCUUCUAAUGGGCUGCAAAACCCUGGCACCAGGUGAACCCAGAGCCCGUCAGGGGCUGAGAUGUGCCACUGGCUGGGGGACAGGCCGGUGCCCUGCAGGAGCUGACGCGGGACCCUUGCAGGGGCUCAGGAAAUGGUCUGGCUUGAGUGUGCAUUUGCACACGCACCCCCCCCCCAACACCACCAGCAGCUGCAUCCCAGAGCUGCCUGCAGAACUGGCUGCCGGGACCCGCAAGUGGCAGCGCAGGGACAGAGAGCAGGAGGCUGAGGUAGGGCGGGGAGGCGAGGCCGCCCCUGGCCUCCGGGCCACCAGGAGGAGUCACGGUGGGGGAGGGGCCCACAUCACCUCCUAUUUGGUCCCAGGUGGGGUCCACUGGACACCGCCCCUUGGCCUUCCCAGAGCGGGUGACCUCUCCAGAGGCCCUCAGCCCAGGAAGUCAGUGGCCCAGGCUGGGGUCCCCGGAAGGCUGGGGGCUCCCUGGAGAAGGUCUGCCCGGCAAGACCCCCUCUGCAGAGACCGUCCUGCCACACUAGGGAGCACCCCAGAUGGCUCGGGGAUGUGCAGGGUGGCCACCAGAGUCUACCCCCUCCUCCCUGCUUCGACAUUUUCCACAGCCAUUUCUAAAGGCUUCACAGCUUCUCAUAGGCUAAGUCUCGGUCUCCCCUAGAGCCCAGCAAACCACUGCCCACUGGAAACAAGCCCAGAUGUCCACAGAGAGCUGCCUCGUGCCUGGAAGUUCACAGAAACCACAUUCACCCCACCCCACUGGACGUGCCCUCACGUCCACCAGCAGGCAGACGGUAGAUCCACGCCAUGGAAUAUUACUCAGUGGAAAAAAAGGGACAGUGCACGGUACACACAGCAGCCACGAGCCUUGAAAUAGCGUGCUCAACAGAAGAAGCCAGAACCAAGGAGGAGACACCAUUUAGUCCACGUAUGCAAAGCCCAAGAGCCACCAUGUGACCCUAUGGUGAUUCACUAGGAGGGCACCAGGGAACUGUCCAGGUGAUGGAAAUGUCCUGUGUGGACCCAGGUAGGAAGUCAUGAGCCUUCACAUCAGAACCGGCGUUUCACUGCAUGUAAAUGGAACUUGAAUUUAAAAGAAAAACAGCUCAUUAUGAUGGAAAGAUGGAUACAUACGAGGUGGAGAAGACGGGCCUCCAGCACCUGGGAGGAAGGACAGAUUCGGUCCCGUCCUGUGCUGUGUGACCCUGGUGCAUUACGCACCUCUCUGUGCUCCUCUUCCUGCUUCAGGGCGUGCUAAGAGGAGAUGAGCCCUGCCCGGUCAGCCCUUCCUGAAGCCCCCUGGCUCAGUCUAGGGAAAGAAGGGACUCGGGCAGCCUCCCACACCACAGGGCCCGCCCCUCCUCGAGCCUGGGAAAGAGGAGGUUUCUGCUCCCUCCCCCAGGGGCCUGGGAGGUCAGCGGGCGGGGGAGGGGUGCUGUGGGAAGGAGCAGCGUCCAGGCGGCUCCCACUGGGUCCAUCCCCUGCUCUGUGCUUCAGAUGACCACGGUUUGCCCCCUGGGCACGGGGCCCUGGGAGCAGGCACUGAAUCCUGCACCCACACCCUUCAGGCCCCUCUGCCCUGCACAGGGACAGCCCAGGUCACUGAGGGCCAAGCCAGACCCCGGUCCAGGCCCCUGGGCCCUGGGCAGGUGUCCUCCAGGGGCAGCCGGAGACCUCUCAGAGCCCCUGGUGAAUGAGGGCACCUGCCCCCGCGGCUCCCAGGAAUCAAACCCAACCACUCAAGUUAGUGUCCCCAGCACUGGCCACAGAGAGUGACAAGGUGCCUCAUUCAAGACCAGAAGGACCAGGGUUGGUGGGAGGGACAGGCUUGACCCUGUGGGGACACGUGGGCCUGGAGGAGGGCGCGUCCCUCUGUGCCAUCUGAAGGAAGCCCUGGCAGACUAACCACGGGCAUCGGAAGGGCUCCAGCCUCCCUCUUUCCACGGUGUCAUGUAUGUGCCUGUCCUCUGGGCCAGCGAUGGCUGUGGAGGUGGCCACCCGGGGAAGCCCCCAGGUGUGCACUAGAGAACCAGCCGGUCUGGGAGGCUUCAGCCAGUGUCCCCUGCUGGCUCUGAGCAGAGGUGGAGUCCCCAGGAGGGUGCAGGAGGGGCCGGCAGGAGGAGAGGUGGUGCUGGGCAGGCAGCGAGUCCCCUGAGGACAGCCAGGCUGGCCGGCAGGCUGGGGACCCCUUGCUGUCCUCAGUGCUGGUGGUGGGUGUGAGGUGGCCCAGGGGGUCUGCAGAGCCUGAGGAGCAGCCCGUGUGCAGUGGGCACGGGAAGCUGGGCUGCCACUCCAGGGCCACAGCGGGGCAGGGCGGAGGCCGCAGACGGGACAAAAGGAAGCCAGAGAGGCGGCUGGGCGGGGGCCCAGGUGCCCUGCCCAUGGCCAGGCCCGCGGAGGGCCUGGCAGGCUGGCACUACAGUGACGGUGUCCCCUCCCUGUCCUCUGCCGGGCGUCCCUGAGCCCGGCCUGGUCUGGUCCCCAGGCAGCCGAGGUGCAGAGCCUGUGUGGGGCCGACUCUGGCCGGGCUUUCCUCAACAGCUGUUAAGUGGGUUCCAUUCGGCCAGCCGAGGGACGCGGGGACUCUCCCCGCAGGGCUGCUCAGGCACCAGGGGGCCUGUGGCUGCGGGUGUGAGCCCAGGUGUCCGUGUCGGCUCGCGAGGGUUCACACACGCUGCCCGUGCACCCGUGGGCUGAUGCCGCAGGCCGGGCACCUUGGUCACCCCCACAGCGUGGGUCAGAGCUAACGCACGGGGCACCUGCCAGCGCUCUGGUGACUGCACGUCUGGGACCAGGAGUGUGUUCGCGGAAGAUGCGACCUGGGAACCCGCUGCACUUGCUCACAGGCGUGGGUGUCUGUGGGGACGCAUGGGUGUGCCUGGCGUGAGCUGCAACCAGGCUCAGGUCACUCUGACUCGGGUGUGGCCUGUCCACUCAGGGCUCUGGUGCACGAAGCCUGGUGCCCAGUGGCAACAUGAGAGGUGGGGGACCUUGAAGGACCCUUCCUGGUGGGGGUCUGUAGGCCCCUGGGGGAUUGCGAGGGCUCUCCUGGGACCCCUGAACGGCUCCUGACGCUGGCUCGGGUGUGUCCCUUCCUCCCACACGUGCCCCAGCUGUCGGGAUGCCACCCACCAGGAGAAGCCCAGACCAUGCCUGUGCCUCCCCUUGAACCUGGACUAUCCACUAAAUAAAGUUACAAACUUAA
Marmota monax (woodchuck) is the source of this 7376-nucleotide messenger RNA. RefSeq lists its product as uncharacterized. Bases 1 to 1254 code for a protein of 417 amino acids. The transcript has 3 exons. Lineage: Eukaryota; Metazoa; Chordata; Mammalia; Rodentia; Sciuridae. The record is from RefSeq and is a predicted model, not a curated record.